Molecule: messenger RNA, 2372 nt
Organism: Megachile rotundata (alfalfa leafcutting bee)
Lineage: Eukaryota; Metazoa; Arthropoda; Insecta; Hymenoptera; Megachilidae
Source: RefSeq, a predicted model, not a curated record
GUGUGAUAUUUUGCUUAAAUAUUUUACCUGAUGUGCUGUUUUGUCUUCUUUGUGGGUAUCUGACUGUACGAAGAGGAAAAGAUAGCUACCGAUAACGUAUAUGUAACUUUACGACGGUGUUGUUCAAGAACGCAUGUCUAACAAACUAUGCAUUCGAGAAGAAAUCUAGUUUCCGUAUUAUAUCAAUCGAAUUGAACCGAAUCGACAUAGUACCGCCACCUAUCGGCAGUGUGUGGGAAUGAAUGAAACUACAGUUUCAAAAACUUGCAGUACACUCUGUUCACUGGAUAGAUGACACCACUUGUUCCGUUUUCGUGUGUGGGGCGCCUUUAUCAAAGCAGGACUCCCACUUUAUCGACUAUAGACUCCUGACUGAGUCGAAUGGUAUCAUUGCUGUCCGUCUCGAUCCGCUCCAGAUUUCAACGUUUUACACUGUACCGAGUAACACACCGACUUAAAUGGAUUAAUUGUAGAAGUUCAUCGAAGCUUUCUUGAUGCGCGCUUAUAGUUUUUUUAGGCCUUCGGAAAGGCUUCGAGGCGAUAAAUUAUCUCGGAAACAGAUACGCUACAACCAGAGCAACAUGUCCCGAUGCAAAUGUCCCAAAUCAGACGUCGAUUCUGGUCCGAAACCUCGAUCAGCGUACUUCGAAGACAUCACGUCAAAAAUGGAAGAGCGUCGUUGCGAUCUCGUAGGCAAAGAAAAAUAUUUGAGGGACAAAAUCACGACGAUGGAACGGUCUAUACCUGCGUUGGUAGCGUUCAAUAUGUGGAUGGCGAAGAAGUGCGAGAACGCACCGUAUUGCAAGGUUCGCGAGAUCAUGAAAAGAUUCGCCCCCUAUCCGGACCAAACCGAGAAACUGUUAAGCAGCUUGAAGAGGACCGUGAGAGAACUAAACGGAGAGACAACCGAGUUGCAUGAGAAGAUUAUUCAAGCGGACGUUCAAUUAGAGGAAACGGACAUAGAACUAGAAUCGUUGGAGCUCGCGAACGAAGAAAUGAACGACACCCUGAAGAAUUUGGAGAAGGAGGUGCGAAGUUACGAAACACCGAGUCUUCAUUCUAUACGUUCCGAAGACUUAAUUUGCUUGUCGAAAAUACGUCAAUUAGCCGAAGAAGAAUUGAAUCUGAAGAAUCAUAUCAAGGAACUAGAGCAAAAAGAGACACUGUUCAAAGAGCACAUAGAUCGUUUGGCGGUGUCCAAGGAGUAUCAAAGCGUUUGCGGGAGACGGAGGAUCGAUUGUGCUCAGGAUCUAGAAUGCAACGCGACUAAGAUUCGAUGCGUGCCUAGAGAAUGCUCGACGCGUCUUCCGACCUGUUUAAGAAAGAAGCAACCACGACAGAAACUUAUCGGUAAAAGCGACGUGGUCGUUUCUACCUCGGACCGGGACAUUAACGAUAAACGAGAAGAGGAAAUUAAAGAAGAAAAACCGGCAGAAGAGAUAGAAAAGAAACGUUCGUGGAUACCAAACUGGUGGAACAGUAAUCACAAAGUCCAAACAGUUUCAUCCGAAGCGAAAAGUGCUGUCUUAUCGUAUUCGGAGAACAAUUGUUUUUUCGUGUUACAGAAAUUUGGGAAAAACGAGGAAGAAACGAAAGAGGAAAACACGAUGAACGAUAAACCUCCUAAGCAAUCGAUAUCAAAAUUUUCGACUCCUUCUUGCGAACCUUGUGGACAUUCGCCCUGCCCGCCGACGACUUCUACGAAAUUUCCCCGCUCUUCUUAUCCAUGCGUUGGACCACGAGAGCUUCGUAGUAUAAUAAAGAAAUCUUGCACCGGAAAUAUCUCUUUGUGCAACAUACAAGUGAAAAGUUCACCCAAAGAUAGAUACAUGAGAAAAGGUUGUUGCGACAUAUCGUCUUGUACGGUCGCGGAUCAUGGUAUUCGAAAGUCGUGUAUACCAAUGAUACCAGCUUGUGAUCUAAAAAAUCUUUGUGAAAUUUGUCCUUCGCCGUGUAAGAAUUUUCUACGCUCCGGAGGAAAUAAUUGCAGAUGUAAUUGCAAGGGUAAGUGUGCUCUAGGUUUAUCGGAUACAGAUUGCAAUUGCAGCGAUGCAUUGGAUCCUUCGGAAGAGUAUCGUCCAAUCGCUUCGAAACAAUUGGACGCGCACGUAGAAGGCAACAAUAGCGAGGACGAAUAUUGCGAAUGUUGUUCCUGCGGUUGCGAAGAUAGCGAUGCAUCCUUAUCGUGUCGAUGUAACUGACUGUAAGUCGAAUAAUAUAAUUUAUUUACACAAAAAGAACGAGUGUUUAUAUGAAAUAUCUUCCACGUUCGAAAACCCAAAAUAGGCCACUUAUCGUCAUUGUAGAUAACCUUAAAAAUUCUGUAUCACCGUGAAACGUCAACCGGGACCCUGCUACAUAUACUAUUAUUA